Fraxinus pennsylvanica is the source of this 714-nucleotide messenger RNA. The record is from the annotation of a GenBank genome assembly. Lineage: Eukaryota; Viridiplantae; Streptophyta; Magnoliopsida; Lamiales; Oleaceae.
AUGGCAUUGUCAUGGCAUCUCUCCUUCGUUCUAGUUUGGAAUUUCUUAGGAGCAAGUGCUGCAAUUUUCACGUUGCAGAACAAAUGUCCACACACUAUAUGGCCAGCGACUUUAUCAGGAGCUGGAAAACCUCUACUAGUGAAUGGUGGCUUCCAGCUCGGCCCGGCUCAAGCCGCCACCAUCAAUGCACCUGCAGGGUGGUCAGGACGCUUCUGGGCACGUACUGGAUGCACUUUCGACCAAUCUGGGAAGGGAAGCUGCGCCACCGGUGACUGUGGCGGUAUUCUGCAGUGUAACGGUGCAGGCGGUAUACCACCAGUGUCACUAGCUGAGUUCACCCUCAACAGCCCACAAGAUUUUUACGAUGUCAGCCUUGUGGAUGGAUUUAACCUGCCAAUUUCCAUCUUCCCUUCUGGAGGGACGGGAAAUUGUAGAUCAGUAAUCUGCAAAGCGGAUUUGAUUAGAGUAUGCCCACCUGAAUUGGUGGUGGUCGGAGGGAAUGGGGAGAGGGUGGCGUGUAAAAGUGCCUGUCUCGCCUUCCGUCAACCCCAAUACUGCUGCACUGGAGCAAUCAAUAGUCCGACGACAUGCAAGCCUACAAAUUAUUCACAAAUUUUCAAACGAGCUUGCCCUACAGCGUAUAGCUACCCAUUUGACGAUCGAACCGGUACUUUUACAUGCACGGGAGCUAACUAUGUGAUCACGUACUGUUGA